CUCCCCCAGGGUUUGGGCACGUCCCGGUCUCGCUCCGUCCCGCCGCUCCCGGGGCCCGGACUUGAAGGAACGGCGGGCGGUGAGCGGGGCCCGGGUGCGCAGGGACGUGAGCGCUGACGGUCCGCCGGCGUCGGCCGCGGAGUUCCCCGGCGGGGUCGGCGCGCGGGCGGGGACGGGGUCCGAGCGCCCCGGGCGCGGCAGGCGCGCCAGGAGGUCCGGCCGCGAGCGUGACCUCACGGGGAGGGGCCAGCGCGGCGGCCCCGGGCGCGGAGCCGAGCGCAGAGAGCUCAGCGCCGCAGCCGAGCAGCGAGGAGCUCACGCCGUGGCCCCGAUGGAGCGGUACAAAGCCCUAGAGCAGCUGCUGACAGAGCUGGACGACUUCCUCAAGAUUCUCGACCAGGAGAACCUGAGCAGCACAGCCGAGGUGAAGAAGAGUGGCCUGGCCGAGCUCCUCCGGCUUUACACCAAGAGCAGCAGUUCGGAUGAGGAGUACAUUUAUAUGAACAAAGUGACGGUCCACAAGCAACAGAAUGCCGAUUCCCAAGACAAAGCACCCGAGGAGCAGAGCCCUCUGACCAACGGGGAGCCCAGCCAGCACUCCUCGGCCCCUCAGAAGAGUCUCCCGGACCUCCCGCCACCCAAAAUCAUUCCAGAACGGAAACAGCUCUCCAUCCCAAAGAUCGAGUCUCCGGAGGGUUACUAUGAAGAGGCUGAGCCGUAUGACACAUCCCUCAACGGUCAUCCUGGCGGAUUUCCUCCCACUGGAGUCCCCAGAUGGGUGCAGGUGCCUGAAGGAGUCAUUUACGCCACGAUCACCUUGGAGGAUGGAGAGGCCGUGAGCAGCUCCUACGAGUCCUACGAUGAAGAGGAGAGCAACAAGGGCAAGUCGGCCCCCUACCAGUGGCCCUCCCCCGAGGCCAGCAUCGAGCUGAUGCGGGACGCCCGCAUCUGCGCCUUCCUGUGGCGCAAGAAGUGGCUGGGGCAGUGGGCCAAGCAGCUCUGCGUCGUCAAGGACACCAGACUUCUGUGCUACAAAUCCUCCAAGGACCACAGCCCUCAGCUGGACGUGAACUUGCUGGGCAGCAGCGUCAUCCACAAGGAGAAGCAAGUGCGGAAGAAGGAGCACAAGCUGAAGAUCACACCGCUGAACGCGGACGUGAUCGUGCUGGGCCUGCAGAGCAAGGACCAGGCCGAGCAGUGGCUCAGGGUCAUCCAGGAGGUGAGCGGCCUGCCUUCAGAAGGAGCCUCUGAGGGAAACCAGUACACCCCAGAUGCCCAACGCCUGAACUGCCAGAAACCAGAUAUAACUGAGAAGUACCUGUCAGCCUCGGAGUAUGGAAGCUCCAUAGAUGGCCACCCUGAGGUUCCAGAGACCAAAGAUGUCAAGAAGAAAUGUUCUGCUGGCCUCAAACUGAGCAACCUAAUGAACCUGGGCAGGAAGAAAUCUACCUCACUGGAGCCCCAGGAGAGGUCCCUCGAGACAGCCAGUUACCUGAAUGUGCUGGUGAACAGCCAGUGGAAGUCGCGCUGGUGCUCCGUCAGGGACAGUCACCUGCACUUCUAUCAGGACCGGAACCGGAGCAAGAUGGCCCAGCAGCCCCUCAGCCUGGUGGGCUGUGAGGUGGUCCCAGACCCGAGCCCGGACCACCUCUACUCCUUCCGCAUCCUCCACAACGGCGAGGAGCUGGCCAAGCUAGAGGCCAAGUCUUCCGAGGAAAUGGGCCACUGGCUAGGCCUCCUGCUCUCCGAGUCAGGCUCCAAGACAGACCCAGAAGAAUUCACCUAUGACUACGUGGAUGCCGACAGGGUUUCCUGUAUUGUGAGCGCAGCCAAAAACUCUCUGCUACUGAUGCAGAGAAAGUUCUCAGAGCCGAACACUUACAUCGAUGGCCUGCCCAGCCAGGAUCGCCAGGAGAUGCUGUAUGACGACGUGGAGAUGUCGGAGCUGUCAGCUGUGGUGGAACCCGUUGAGGAAGCUGCCCCUGCAAUAGACACUCCCGGUGAGAGCGAGCCCGACCGAGUGUACUUGGACCUGACGCCCGUCAAGUCGUUCCUACACAGCUCUGGGAGUCCACAGGCCCUGGCCCCCUCCCCAACACUGCCCCACCUGGACCCUCCAGCCGAGGCCCUCCCUGCAGACCCAGGCCCAGGCCCAACCCCAGAUGAGCCCCUCGUAAAGUCUCCAGAGCCCCCCGAGUUGCAGCAGAUGCAGCAGGAGACUCCGGAGCCUGAGGAGCCUUCACUGAGAAUCACGACGGUCAAAAUCCAGACUGAACAGCAGAAAAUCUCCUUCCCACCGAGCUGCCCCGACGCUGUGUCUGUCACCCCAGCCGGAGCCAGCCCACCUGUGAAGGACAAGUUGAGGGUGACCACUGCAGAGAUCAAACUUGGCAAGAACAGGACAGAAGCUGAGGUGAAGCGGUACACAGAGGAGAAGGAGAGGCUUGAGAAGAAGAAGGAAGAAAUUCGGGGGCACCUGGCUCAGCUCCGGAAAGAGAAACGGGAACUGAAAGAGACUCUGUUAAAAUGUACAGACAAGGGGAUCCUGGCCAGCCUGGAGCAGAAGCUGAAGGAAAUUGACGAGGAGUGCAGGAUCGAAGAGAGCAGGCGUGUGGACCUCGAGCUCAACAUCGUGGAGGUGAAGGACAACCUGAAGAAGGCCGAGGCUGGGCCCGUGACGCUGGGCACCACGGUGGACACCACCCACCUGGAGAACGUGAGCCCCCGACCCAAAGCUGCCACCCCCACCCCUGCCCCAGACUGUACCCCAAUCAACUCUGCAACAGCGCUCAAGAACAGGCCUCUUUCGGUCAUGGUCACAGGCAAAGGCACCGUCCUCCAGAAAGCCAAGGAAUGGGAGAAGAAAGGAGCAAGUUAGGAAACAAGCUUCAUCUAAAGACUCUCCUGUCAAAAUGGACCUUGGAGACAAUCCUACUUUGUUCAAGUCUUCAUUAAAGCAGCAACUCUGUGAAAGGGUGAGUCUGUUUAGAAGAAAAGUCAUGACUGGGGUACUAUGAAUGGAGUGCUUCGGCUAAGAAGAGGCUCUGUCCCUUUUCAGAGCCAAAGGAAAUAAAACAACAAAAAAUGGCUUCUAUGGAGACCUAAGCUGAUUGGAUAUAAACGAGACAUUGCUGUAUUUAGGGGUAUUCUGUGUUUCUUCUUUGAAGGUUUUCAUCAGUUUCUUUAUCAAGCUUUUUAAGUAGUGAAAAGCUUCUGAUGUUGAGACUUUGGCGGAAGAGAAAUCGAGGUAGCAGGGCCCUGUCCCACGGGUCACAUGGCUUUGGUCACCAAGAAGACCUAAACUCCUGACAUCUCUCAGCAGUGUUGGGGGUUAAACUCUCCUUGCCUUCAAGUUUCUUCUCUCCAAUAUUAGCAGGCCCAACUCAGUCUUCCAUGACUUUAAACAGCAUUAAUGCCAUCUAUGAUAUGCUUUUUGAGAAAUGGUAACAGGGAAAAAUAUUUGGGACCAAGCUGAGGCACUGUCUCCACUAAGUUAAGGACUUUCAGCCUAAAGCCGGCCUGAAUCAAUUGCUUUUAAAUAAAUUUUUAAGUGAUGCUGUAGUAUAUAGAAAAAAUUGUUUAAAAUCCUGUAAUUUAGAACAGUGAAAAAUGUCUUUUGAGAUUUAACUGACUUUUUAUGUUACCACAGAAAAAACGAUUAUCCCGUGUUUACAGAUUCAGUCCUGUGGCCAUUUUUAACGGAAGAGUUAUUUAAUAGAAUGCUCUCUUAGUCUCUGUUUUUUAAAGUGUGCUUAACGUCCAGGCCCCUUCCAACAAAAAAGAGGUGAAUUUUGUUUCAGGUGGUCUCUUCCUUCUCUUAAAAUUGGUAGUGCCAUUCUUUGUGCUGCCCCUGUCUUCUCUUCUGAUGGCAUUGUUUUUUAACACAGGUUGAAACAUUUCAUCUGUCAUCUCUGCCUCAUUUCUGGGGGUUCUGAAUCAGAGUUCUCUAACACUGGUUCCUGAGAACUAAAGGUCUUUUGAUUCUUAUUGUCUUUCUAAUCCCAGGGCAUUUAUUUCUUUGUCAUAAACACUUGGUGUCCCUUUACCAAGUGGUGAGUUAGAUUUUUUUUUAAUAAAAUAUUAAUUGUA
Messenger RNA from Diceros bicornis minor, 4089 nucleotides. RefSeq names its product actin filament associated protein 1 like 2 (gene AFAP1L2). Gene Ontology annotation, biological process: regulation of mitotic cell cycle; regulation of interleukin-6 production; inflammatory response. Gene Ontology annotation, cellular component: cytosol. Bases 332 to 2878 code for a protein of 848 amino acids. The record is from RefSeq and is a predicted model, not a curated record. Gene Ontology annotation, molecular function: SH2 domain binding; SH3 domain binding. The transcript is spliced from 20 exons. Lineage: Eukaryota; Metazoa; Chordata; Mammalia; Perissodactyla; Rhinocerotidae.